CCAUAGAUUGCUCGAUUUGUGAAUCGUCGAUGUCGUCGUUAAACUUCUGAGUCCUUUUAGUUUUUACUGUAUAGUAGUAAUUGCGCGUGACGGGAGAUCAACAACAAUAAAAAAUCUUUUACGUUCAAUCAGUAUACAAUCAGCUUACUUCAAAAAUAUAGAUAAUUUGCAAGCAAUAAAUUAAAUAAAAGUGUUAUUUAGUAGUUCUUUAUAAUGAAAGUUUUGACGGAUAAUAUUCAAGUUAUAAUUGUAUUGAACAGUGCUCAAGCUAAAUAAAAUAAAUCCAUAUUAGUUGCAAAUUAAUUGUGAAAUUACACCGUAUCAUUUAUAAUUACGUUAGUAACGAUUUAAAUAACUCAUUAAAAUCUGUUGUUGAAGUGUGAAGACGCCAUGUUGUUAUUUACUCACUAAAAUAUUCUGCUUGUUAUGAUUUUGAGUGUUGUGAAUAAGUAAGUGCGUGAGUAUGUUGGAAGAUGUUCCCAUACAUGGAAGUCGAAGCGAAUUUAAAAGUAAGCCUCCAACGCAUCAGAGAAACCUCAGCUUGGAUAUACGACAUGUGACUAACAAGAGUGGGCCGCCAGCAGGAUGCGGCCAUCAGAGGAACAGAUCUCUGGAUUCUGUUCUCCAAAGGAUCCCAGAGGAUAUGACUCCGACGUCUCCCGAUGGAGCACAGUUAAGGAUUUCCGGAGAUGUACCGGCACCCAGGCUAGCACUUCCACCCGAAGUGCCAACAGGAUCGGAUGAUUCCGGGAUUCACACUCCACCUGAUGGAAAUGACGAAGACAGACCACCGGCCCCCGCAGCAGCAAGAUCCAGGGAAAGCCUAGACUCCGGCAAUCCCGAUGAAACAGAAAAACCACCCGACCCUCCCGAUGUAGAAACAAACGCGAUCUGUGUAUCAGAUUCAGCGAAAUCUAAAGACUUUCUACUGCGUUUAUUUGAAAGUAAACUGUUCGAUAUGAGCAUGGCGAUCUCAUAUCUGUUUAAUUCUAAGGAACCCGGUGUUCAAACCUACCUAGCCAACAAAUUAUUUUCAUUUUCAAACGAAGAUGUAGAUUUUUACCUUCCACAAUUAGCAACAAUGUACAUAGAAAUGGGGGACGUAGCGGACGUUCUGAAGCCGUAUUUGGUUUACCGAUGUAAACAAAGUGCUGAGUUUUCACUGAGGCUGGCAUGGUUGCUGACAGCGUUUUGUGGGGAUGCCAAGAGGUCCAGGGCAACAAAGUUGAGAGAUUCCAUACUGGCCGACGAAAUAAGGCCAGCCGCUAGGAGAGGUCACCAUCGAUCGCAGUCGGACGCGUCGGCUUUAAGGUUGGCGACGCCGUCCGGAAGACACUUAGGGGAUCUAGCGUCGGGACGCGCGUUCGACAGUGGCUGUGUGUGUAGUAGUGCUUGUGGGGAACAGUGCUCAUGUGGCGCCCCGCGACUUGAACCGCAGAAACAGUUUCUCACAGCUCUCACUAACAUCGGCCGUCGUCUGGCUGGAGUGGCUGAUAAAGAAAGGAGGAACGGCCGUCUGAGAGCUGAACUGGCGACGUUGGAUCUCAACCUCCCAGCCAGGGUCUGGUUACCGCUGCACCAGAAACCGCACUAUAUACUACGAAUACCACCCCACGCUGCCGCCGUACUUAACAGCAAGGACAAGGCGCCGUAUAUAAUGUACGUGGAAGUUUUAGAGACAGAUGGUCACGAGCCGCUGCCUCCUCGUCUUCUGCCUCCCGCUCCCCCCGCGCCACACUCACCUCCCAUCAGACACACCAAGAGCGAGGAGAAUCUAGUACCGGAAUGGCCGACACUGUCACUGUACUCGCCACUAGACGACUCAGACGCCGGGGACUGUUGGAGUCAUGACGACGACGAGCUCAGGGCACAGUACGCCGCCAAACAACCCGCCCCCGACAGCCUGUCACAGAUGUCAGCGGUAUCGGCUGUGUCGGUGACGUCAGUGCUGUCUACGUCAUCGUGCGGGUCGCGGGAGUCUGUGGCGGUGGGCGCGGGCGAGGUGCGCCGCCGGCUGGCCGACGCGACCGCAGCGCCGCCACCGAACGCGUUCAAACACGACCCCGCGGACCCCUCGGCAGUCGCUCUCAAGGAGUCGUGGGAGAGCAAGUUAUCUAGAAUGCGUUCUUCGUCCCCGUACGGCGGGCUGUCCGGCUGGCGUCUACUGGGGUGUAUCGUGAAGGUCGGAGACGAUCUGAGACAGGAGAUACUAGCGGCACAGCUCCUCAGGAGACUACAGGCCGUCUGGGACCUCGAACGGGUUCCGCUCAGGCUGAGACCUUACGAGAUACUGUGUCUAGACAAGGAGUCCGGACUUAUACAGCCCGUUUUGAACUCAGUGUCUCUCCAUCAAAUAAAGAAGCAGUCCGGUCGAUCUCUACGAGCUUGGCUCGAGCUGGAACACGGCCCUCCCACCACCGAGGGGUUCUUGAGAGCACAGAACAACUUCGUUGAAUCAGCCGCAGCUUACGCACUCACCAGCUAUUUAUUACAGCUUAAAGACAGACACAAUGGGAACAUUUUAUUGGAUAGCGCCGGACACAUCAUCCACAUCGACUUCGGGUUCAUAUUUUCGAUAUCGCCGAAGAAUCUCGGUUUUGAGAGUUCGCCGUUUAAACUGACGCCGGAGUUCGUGGAAGUGAUGGACGGUGAGAGCUCGGACAUGUUCGCGUACUUCAAGAUACUCAUACUGAGGGGGCUGAUAGCGGCGAGGAAACACUGCGACCAGAUCAUACACCUCGUGGAUAUUAUGAGAAUGGCGGGUCAGCUGCCGUGUCUCCGCAGCAGUACCGCGGUGUCGUCGUUCCGUGCUCGCUUCCACCCCGGCCGCACCGAACAACAGCUGCGCACGUUGGUCGACCGUCUAGUGAGAGACGCGCUGAACUCACUCUCCACGCGCCUCUACGACAACUAUCAAUACUACACCAACGGCAUACUCUAGCCGAUACAUGUCACCGGCCUAAAUAACACACUACCUUACUCUACAGUACGUCCAACUGACGGCUUACAACUAAACUGUACCCUAAGUGCAAGUUUGCAUCGUCAGACCGGAGCGUAGCCAUCCCUCGUACAGGAUAGUAGCAAUCAAUAUACAUAUAUGAAAGGAAAACUGGAAACGCUCCGUAUGUAGUGCGACGACGCACACUUAUGCUCAGUGUACUGUUGACACCAGCUUUCGAGUGAUACAUAUUAGGCGCGUGUUACAGUUCGCUCUGUUGUCGUAUUAAAAACAAGGGAACGUAGGAGACCACCUCGAACGACAACUAAGGCUUUGAAAUUGACUGUGAAGUCCGUCGAGUUGUACUCCGCUGUAUUCGACUGUAUACGUGAACGGCACACCUAACAUUGAUAAAACAAAAAAAAAAGCUUUGAUUACAAUAUUUUCUUUAUAAUUUAAUAUAUUUGUACAAUUUUAUGAAUUAUAUAUUCUUGUAACUGACCCCGUUGUUUUCUGUGACGUGUAUGUAUAUGUAUGUAUACGCUUAUAUAUGAUACAUAUAACAUGUAUCAUAUAAGCGCGUGUGUAGUUCGGAUCUGUGUGUACGUUUAUAUCACAAUGCUUCAAACGUUCUCGGUUCUCAUCCCACGUGUAAAUCGUUUUUCAUUUAAUUUAUAUAUAUAUUUAAACAUCAUAGUUUUUGUAACGUGCCAUACCUCCUCCGUACAAUCAGAUUGUUAUAGAGAUAUCGUCAUUAAAUUUGUAUAACCAUAAACUAAUGUUGUAUGCAAUUUAUUCUUCGUGUAACGCCAUGUCGUCACUCAAAUGGCUCCAAUGUGCAUUAAUUGACGUUAAUUCCUAUCUCAAUGUUGACAAGAAUCACAUUCUGACCCGUCCAUUAUUGUAACUUAAAGCGCUGUAGCACAUUGAUCAAUUGUCAUAGAUAUCGAACUUAGCGAUCGAAUGGCUUUAUGAUUAGUUAAAAUGUUCAAAAGUAUUUUUGAAAUCAUGAACACCAUGACACUACAUGAGCCACGAGGUCGAUUCUAGAUUCCUUUGUAAAUUUCCACAUCAAGUAGUUGAGACUUUGGAAAAAAAUGUAAAUAUUAUAAAGAAAAUGAUAAUUUCGCAAUGAGAAGACUGAUUGUUUCACGGAUGAAAAGAGGUUAGAGUUAGGUUCUUAUUGAUAUAAAUUUAAGUUUUUUUGUACAUAUAUAAAUUGUUUUUAAAUAUGAAAUUAAGAGUGUGAUUCCCCAAAGUUGUUGUUAGACAAAAUCGCCAAAUUGUCGAUAAGAUGAUCAUAUAGAUAGCGAAGUGUAAUGUUAUAUUAAUGAAAAUGAAUUUAUUGUUGACUAGAUAAGGUAUAGCGUAACACCAAACUAACAAGAUUGAUUGAUUGAUUGAUUGACUCGACUGAUUUCGGGUGCGGCGGUGUUCAUACUGUACUUAGGUUCGUAAUAUUAUAAAUCUAAUUAAACUAAGGCAUUAUGUUGAAGAGCCGAGCGAGCGACGGGACCCUAAUUUCAUAUUUAGAUGACAUUAUUGUUUAAGACAAAUUAUUUGUUUUACUAAUAGUCAUUACACAAAAUACUGCAUAGUCUGUUAUUAACAUAAACAUGUCUCUCAUAUUCAAGAAAUAAAAAUAUAUUUGGUUUUAAAUAAAUCUUAAAAACAUUUCGUAGAAAUAAAUAUUAUUAUAAAAUCAUUACCAAGACGAAAUACAAAAAAAAACAUGAAAAAGUUUUAAUGGCAAGAAUAUUUCUAAAAUAUUCAAUAUAAUAAAGUAUACAUUUUGAAUUUUAAAACAUUGUAUCAUUUGAACUAUCUUACUACUUUUUAUUAUUAAAUGGCGUAAGUGGCAUUUGUCAGGUAGAUGUAAUUAAUGCGCUAUCCUUAUAACAUAUGCCAUAAUAUGAAUAAGUAUAGUGCAAUAUUUUAUUAAAAUUAUAUGAAGUAAUGUUAUGUCGAUUUUAAAAAAUAAGCUAUUUCAUUUUGUCUGUAAAAUUUAAUCUUUAAAUUGUAUGGUUAUCGUCUGUUUAAAAAUGAUUGACGUUUAAAGUCCAAAUAAAGUUUCUCAUAAAUUAUAAAUAUCCAUGUUAUUUGUCGACGUGUACAGAUAAAUAAAAGUAGAUUACAUUAAUGUUUACUUUUAUUUUUUUUUUUAAAUAAUAUACAUAUAUUAAAAUUUU
This is a messenger RNA of Danaus plexippus (monarch butterfly), 5127 nucleotides long. It is a transcript of the gene fwd, whose product is annotated as phosphatidylinositol 4-kinase beta. Gene Ontology annotation, molecular function: 1-phosphatidylinositol 4-kinase activity. Gene Ontology annotation, biological process: phosphatidylinositol phosphate biosynthetic process; phosphatidylinositol-mediated signaling. The transcript is spliced from 10 exons. Bases 464 to 2941 code for a protein of 825 amino acids. Gene Ontology annotation, cellular component: cytoplasm; membrane. NCBI's taxonomy places the organism in Eukaryota, Metazoa, Arthropoda, Insecta, Lepidoptera, Nymphalidae. The record is from RefSeq and is a predicted model, not a curated record.